This is a messenger RNA of Gavia stellata (red-throated loon), 967 nucleotides long. It is a transcript of the gene FHL5, whose product is annotated as four and a half LIM domains 5. Lineage: Eukaryota; Metazoa; Chordata; Aves; Gaviiformes; Gaviidae. Gene Ontology annotation, molecular function: transcription coactivator activity. The record is from RefSeq and is a predicted model, not a curated record. Gene Ontology annotation, biological process: positive regulation of transcription by RNA polymerase II. Gene Ontology annotation, cellular component: Z disc; nucleus. Bases 57 to 899 code for a protein of 280 amino acids. The transcript has 6 exons.
CAAGUUACCAAGAGAAGCAGCUUAAAACUAAAUAUCACGUGGAGAACGCCACCAGCAUGACCAGCAAUCACACAGACUGUCAUUACUGCCUGCAGUCUCUUCGUGGAAGGAAGUAUGCAUUAAGAGAAGAAAACGCUUAUUGUGUUACAUGUUAUGACAGCCUGUUUGCCAACCCCUGUGAAGAGUGCAAGCAACCUAUUGAGUGCGAUUCCAAGGAUCUGGCCUACAAAGGCCGCCACUGGCAUGAGGGAUGCUUCAAGUGUGCCAAAUGCAACCGCUCGCUGGUGGAGAAACCAUUUGCUGCCAAGGACGAGCUCUUGCUGUGUACUGAAUGCUACUCUGAUGAGUACUCAUCUAAGUGUUUUCACUGCCAGAAGACCAUUAUGCCUGGUUCCCGUAAAAUGGAAUUUAAGGGAAGUUCCUGGCAUGAAUCUUGUUUCGUUUGCCAGUAUUGCCGGCAGCCACUGGGAACAAAACCACUGAUCACCAAAGACAAUGAGAAUUACUGCGUGCCCUGUUUUGAGAAGCAAUUUGCUCACCAUUGCUACUCUUGCAAAAAGGUAAUAACUUCUGGGGGAGUGACCUACCAUGACCAGCCUUGGCAUAAAGAAUGCUUUGUGUGUGCUGGAUGUAAAACCCAGCUGUCUGGACAAAGGUUUAUUUCCAAAGAUGAAUAUCCAUACUGUGUAGACUGUUUCAGCAAAUUAUAUGCUAAGAAGUGUGCUGCUUGCAAGAAACCUAUUACAGCUCUCGGAGGUGCCAAAUUUAUCUCAUUCGAAGAGCGCCAGUGGCACGGGGAGUGCUUUAACUGCAUGAAAUGCUCUGUCUCACUGGUGGGCCAAGGAUUCCUCACUCGGCAGGAUGAUGUCCUUUGUCAUGAAUGUGGCUCUGCUUCAUAGUUCUGUGGAGAGCUGUACAGCUGCGUUAUUCUCACCCUGUAACCAUGUACUUCAUUAGUCUGCAGUAA